AUGCUACGAUUAUUACUUCUCUGCAUCUUGUCUCUAGUGUCGUGCCAAACACCAGUAAAAAGAUAUUAUAUCCGUAAAGAUUAUUUUCAUGGUCUCAAACCAGGUGAGUUUACGGUUUACAAUCCAACAGGCGAAACUACUUACUAUAGAAUCGAAUCUCACUAUGGAAUUUUACACUCGCUUGAACUUAUUUCCUAUCCAUCGAAAAUAGUCGUAGGCAAACUUAAGGCAAAACUAAGCCUGCUACUCUAUAAAGCAGAAUUGGAUAUUUUCGACAAUAAGUCUCAACGAUGGAUUAAUGGAAAGAUCGAUGCAAAUUUUCAAUUAUUCGAAAGUAGAUUUACGAUUCAAUGGAAUGGUCGACGUUUAAUCAUGGUAUCCGAUGCAUUCUCACUAAUAACACGUUUUUAUGACGAGCAACAGCCUAAUAUUAUCCUUGCUAAAUUCAGAAAACGAUUCGAAUCCUAUUUGCUUGUCAAUAAAUUCGACAUGGAAAUAUUCGUUAAUGAUUUACCGGAUAGUAUCUUUUUGUUGGGUCUAGCUGUCAAAGAUCGUAACCGCCGGACACAUCGAAAAAAUUAA
Molecule: messenger RNA, 582 nt
Organism: Rotaria socialis
Lineage: Eukaryota; Metazoa; Rotifera; Eurotatoria; Philodinida; Philodinidae
Source: the annotation of a GenBank genome assembly